Sapajus apella (tufted capuchin) is the source of this 6050-nucleotide messenger RNA. It is a transcript of the gene ABCC1, whose product is annotated as ATP binding cassette subfamily C member 1. Gene Ontology annotation, molecular function: glutathione transmembrane transporter activity; ATP hydrolysis activity; ATP binding. Bases 101 to 4726 code for a protein of 1541 amino acids. Gene Ontology annotation, biological process: xenobiotic transport; glutathione transmembrane transport. Gene Ontology annotation, cellular component: basolateral plasma membrane. Lineage: Eukaryota; Metazoa; Chordata; Mammalia; Primates; Cebidae. The transcript has 32 exons. The record is from RefSeq and is a predicted model, not a curated record.
CCGCAGCCGCCGCCCGCCCUCCCGCCGCUGCCACCUCCAGCGCCAGCAGCCGGGCCUCAUCGCCCGCCGCCCGGUGCCCGCCGCCGCCCGCGCCGUCCGCAUGGCGCUCCGGGGCUUCUGCAGAGCCGAUGGCUCCGACCCGCUCUGGGACUGGAACAUCACGUGGUAUACCAGCAACCCCGACUUCACCAAGUGCUUUCAGAACACGGUCCUCGUGUGGGUGCCUUGUUUUUACCUCUGGGCCUGUUUCCCCUUCUACUUCCUCUAUCUCUCCCGACAUGACCGGGGCUACAUUCAGAUGACACCUCUCAACAAAACCAAAACUGCCUUGGGAUUUUUGCUGUGGAUCGUCUGCUGGGCAGACCUCUUCUACUCUUUCUGGGAAAGAAGUCGGGGCAUAUUCCUGGCCCCAGUGUUUCUGGUCAGCCCAACUCUUUUGGGCAUCACCAUGCUGCUUGCUACCUUUUUAAUUCAGCUGGAGAGGCGGAAGGGAGUUCAGUCCUCAGGGAUCAUGCUCACUUUCUGGCUGGUAGCCCUGCUGUGUGCCCUAGCCAUCCUGAGAUCCAAAAUCAUGACUGCCUUAAAAGCGGAUGCUCGGGUGGACCUGUUUCGUGACAUCAGUUUCUAUGUCUACUUUACCCUUGUGCUCAUUCAGCUCGUCCUGUCCUGUUUCUCAGAUCGCUCACCUCUGUUCUCGGAAACCAUCCACGACCCUAAUCCUUGCCCGGAGUCCAGCGCCUCCUUCCUGUCCAGGAUCACCUUCUGGUGGAUCACAGGGUUGAUGGUUCAGGGGUACCGCCAGCCCCUGGAGAGCAGUGACCUCUGGUCCUUAAACAAGGAAGACAUAUCGGAACGAGUCGUGCCUGUUUUGGUAAAGAACUGGAAGAAGGAAUUUGCCAAGUGUAGGAAGCAGCCCGUGAAGGUCGUGUACUCCUCCAAGGAUCCUGCCAAGCCGAAAGGGAGUUCCAAGGUGGAUGUGAAUGAGGAGGUGGAGGCUUUGAUCGUCAAGUCUCCACAGAAGGAGUGGAAUCCCUCCCUGUUUAAGGUCUUAUACAAGACCUUCGGGCCCUACUUCCUCAUGAGCUUUUUCUUUAAGGCCAUCCAUGACCUGAUGAUGUUUGCUGGUCCGGAGAUCUUGAAGUUGCUCAUCAACUUUGUGAAUGACACCACGGCCCCAGACUGGCAGGGCUACUUCUACACGGUGCUGCUAUUCGUCAGCGCCUGCCUGCAGACCCUCCUGCUGCACCAGUACUUCCAUAUCUGCUUCGUCAGCGGCAUGAGGAUCAAGACCGCGGUCAUCGGAGCUGUCUAUCGCAAGGCCCUGGUGAUCAGCAAUUCAGCUAGAAAAUCCUCAACGGUCGGGGAGAUCGUCAACCUUAUGUCUGUGGACGCUCAGAGGUUCAUGGACUUGGCAACUUACAUUAACAUGGUCUGGUCAGCCCCGCUGCAAGUCAUCCUUGCUCUCUACCUCCUGUGGCUGAACCUGGGCCCAUCUGUGCUGGCUGGAGUGGCAGUGAUGGUCCUCAUGGUGCCCUUCAAUGCUGUGAUGGCGAUGAAGACCAAGACCUAUCAGGUGGCCCACAUGAAGAGCAAAGACAACCGGAUCAAGCUGAUGAAUGAAAUUCUCAAUGGGAUCAAAGUGCUGAAGCUUUAUGCUUGGGAGCUGGCAUUCAAGGACAAGGUGUUGGAUAUCAGGCAGGAGGAGCUGAAGGUACUAAAGAAGUCUGCCUACCUGGCAGCCGUGGGUACCUUCACUUGGGUCUGCACGCCUUUCCUGGUGGCCCUCUGCACAUUUGCUGUCUACGUGACCGUUGAAGAGAAGAACAUCCUGGAUGCCCAGAAAGCUUUCGUGUCCUUGGCCUUGUUCAAUAUCCUCCGGUUUCCCCUGAACAUUCUCCCCAUGGUCAUCAGCAGCAUCGUGCAGGCGAGUGUCUCUCUCAAACGCCUGAGGAUCUUUCUGUCUCAUGAGGAGCUGGAACCCGACAGCAUCGAGCGGCUGCCUGUGAAAAACGGCGGGGGCACGAACAGCAUCACUGUGAGGAAUGCCACAUUCACCUGGGCCAGGAGCGAACCUCCCACACUGAAUGGCAUCACCUUCUCCAUCCCGGAAGGUGCCUUGGUGGCUGUGGUGGGCCAGGUGGGCUGCGGAAAGUCGUCGCUGCUCUCCGCCCUCUUGGCCGAGAUGGAGAAAGUGGAGGGGCACGUGGCUAUCAAGGGCUCUUUGGCCUAUGUGCCACAGCAGGCCUGGAUUCAGAAUGAUUCUCUCCGAGAAAACAUCCUUUUUGGAUGUCAGCUGGAGGAACGGUAUUACAGGUCCGUGAUACAGGCCUGUGCCCUCCUCCCAGACCUGGAAAUCCUGCCCAGCGGGGACCGGACAGAGAUCGGUGAGAAGGGCGUGAACCUGUCUGGGGGCCAGAAGCAGCGCGUGAGCCUGGCCCGGGCCGUGUACUGCAACUCUGACGUUUACCUCCUCGAUGAUCCUCUCUCGGCGGUGGAUGCCCAUGUGGGAAAGCACAUCUUUGAAAAUGUGAUUGGCCCCAAGGGGAUGCUGAAGAACAAGACGCGGAUCUUGGUCACGCACGGCGUGAGCUACCUGCCACAGGUGGACAUCAUCAUCGUUAUGAGUGGCGGCAAGAUCUCUGAGAUGGGCUCCUACCAGGAGCUGCUGGCCCGGGACGGUGCCUUCGCUGAGUUCCUGCGCACCUACGCCAGCACAGAGCAGGAGCAGGACCCAGAGGACAACGGCAGCACAGUGAUGGGCGAGGAAGAAGCAGGGGUCACGGGCAUCAGCAGUCCAGGGAAGGAAGCAAAGCAAAUGGAGAAUGGCUUGCUGGUGACGGACAGGGCGGGGAAGCAACUGCAGAGGCAGCUCAGCAGCUCCUCCUCCUACAGUGGGGACAUCAGCAGGUGCCACAACAGCACCGCAGAGCUGCAGAAAGCAGAGGCCAAGCAGGAGGAGACCUGGAAGUUGAUGGAGGCUGACAAGGCGCAGACAGGGCAGGUCAAGCUCUCUGUGUACUGGGACUACAUGAAGGCCAUCGGACUCUUCGUCUCCUUUCUCAGCAUCUUCCUUUUCAUGUGUAACCACGUGGCUUCGCUGGCUUCCAACUAUUGGCUCAGCCUCUGGACUGACGACCCCAUCGUCAACGGGACCCAGGAGCACACGAAAGUCCGGCUGAGCGUCUAUGGAGCCCUGGGCAUUUCCCAAGGGAUCGCUGUGUUUGGCUACUCCAUGGCUGUGUCCAUCGGGGGGAUCUUCGCUUCCCGCCGUCUGCACCUGAACCUGCUGGACAACGUCUUGCGGUCACCCAUGAGCUUCUUUGAGCGGACCCCCAGCGGGAACCUGGUGAACCGCUUCUCCAAGGAGCUGGACACGGUGGACUCCAUGAUCCCGCAGGUCAUCAAGAUGUUCAUGGGCUCCCUGUUCAACGUCAUUGGCGCCUGCAUCAUUAUCCUGCUGGCCACACCCAUUGCCGCCGUCAUCAUCCCGCCCCUCGGCCUCAUCUACUUCUUCGUCCAGAGGUUCUACGUGGCCACCUCCCGGCAGCUGAAGCGCCUCGAGUCGGUCAGCCGCUCCCCCGUCUAUUCCCAUUUCAACGAGACCUUGCUGGGGGUCAGCGUUAUUCGGGCCUUCGAGGAGCAGGAACGCUUCAUCCGCCAGAGUGAUCUGAAGGUGGACGAGAACCAGAAGGCCUAUUACCCCAGCAUCGUGGCCAACAGGUGGCUGGCCGUGCGGCUGGAGUGUGUGGGCAACUGCAUUGUCCUGUUCGCCGCCCUGUUCGCGGUGAUCUCCAGGCACAGCCUCAGCGCUGGUUUGGUGGGUCUCUCCGUGUCUUACUCGUUGCAGGUCACCACGUACUUGAACUGGCUGGUCCGGAUGUCAUCUGAGAUGGAAACCAACAUUGUGGCGGUGGAGAGGCUCAAGGAGUAUUCCGAAACUGAGAAGGAGGCCCCCUGGCAAAUCCAGGAGACAGCUCCUCCCAACAGCUGGCCCCAGGUGGGCCGAGUGGAAUUCCGCAACUACUGUCUGCGCUACCGAGAGGACCUGGAUUUUGUUCUCAGGCACAUCAAUGUCACCAUCAACGGGGGAGAAAAGGUUGGCAUCGUGGGGCGGACGGGAGCUGGGAAGUCGUCCCUGACCCUGGGCUUAUUUCGGAUCAAUGAAUCUGCCGAAGGCGAGAUCAUCAUCGAUGACAUCAACAUCGCCAAGAUCGGCCUGCACAACCUCCGCUUCAAGAUCACCAUCAUCCCCCAGGACCCUGUUUUGUUUUCGGGUUCCCUCCGCAUGAACCUGGACCCGUUCAGCCAAUACUCGGACGAAGAAGUCUGGAUGUCCCUGGAGCUGGCUCACCUGAAGGACUUCGUGUCAGCCCUUCCUGACAAGCUGGACCACGAGUGUGCAGAAGGCGGAGAGAACCUCAGUGUUGGGCAGCGCCAGCUUGUGUGCCUGGCCCGGGCCCUGCUGAGGAAGACGAAGAUCCUUGUGUUGGAUGAGGCCACAGCAGCCGUGGACCUCGAGACAGACGACCUCAUCCAGUCCACCAUCCGGACGCAGUUCGAGGGCUGCACCGUCCUCACCAUCGCCCACCGGCUCAACACCAUCAUGGACUACACAAGGGUGAUCGUCCUGGACAAAGGAGAAAUCCAGGAGUACGGCGCCCCCUCGGACCUCCUGCAGCAGAGAGGUCUCUUCUAUAGCAUGGCCAAAGAUGCUGGCUUGGUGUGAGCCCCAGAGCUGGCAUAUCUGGUCGGAACUGCAGGGCCUACAUGCCAACGCCCAGGGAGGAGUCAGCGCCCCUGGGAAACAAAGCCUCCCACACUGAAACCAAAAAAUUAAAACCAAACCCAUAAAACCAAAACACACCCAAAGAAGCAGCCACCACCAUCUGGUCCCCUGCCUGGAACUGGCAAUGAAGACACAGGAGAGACACAGAGAUGUGUGCAACCCAAAACAUGCACGCCCUGGCCUCUGGUGCCCCGAGACACACACACAACCUCAUGUCCUGGGAAGGCAAGUGUGCUUCUGGUGCUUUCCGCAGAGGAGUCAUUGGUUGUACAGAAGAUCAUAGUGACCAAAUCCAGUCUCCUGCCUCGGAUCUCUCCAGCCAAAGUCUGUGGAUUCCAAGUCUUUUGAGAUGCUUCUGGCUCCUAUCACCUCCAACAUCCUUGUCUGGGUCCACCCGGAAUGCUUCAUUUCCUUGGGGCUGCUGUUUUCAGGUUGAGGGGCCUGCUGAAAAUCAUUCUCUCCCGUGGGCAGUGUCCCAGCACUCUGGAUGGCCCUCUUACCGACAUCCGGUCUUCCAGGCACUCAGAAGCUGGGAUCCGACAUCCCAGCGCCACCUCUACCAGGUCUUGCUUUGGGCUGGAGGCAGCCUGUGCACUCACACACCUGUCCUCCUGGAAGGGACCUGGUUGGACUAACGGAUAACCUGGAGCUGGAACUGCAUCGCUGGGGGAUUGUCUCUUAGUUGACUUUUUUGGACUCCCUUCCCCACCCACCCCCAUUCCAGGCUUUCCCUUGCUUAUUUCUUUUGUUCAACAAUGUAAGAACAAUCAGCACUUACUGCUGUUCCCACCAUGAUUGAUGUGGGGUAAAUAUUAAGGAGAUGGCCUCAUGGGGAUUUGACAUUGACUAGAAAUAAGAGAUUGAGGGCGAGCAACUGGCUGGAAGUCUGCUGCACCAGUCCUAGCAGAAGCAGCGUUGGGGCCUGGCCCAGAGCUGUGUUGGUUGCUUACAGUGUUGACUGUGUUGUUCUUUUUUCUUUUUGCGUCUUUUCUUUCCUUCUCCUGGUACCUGGUCAUGAUUAUGAAGCUUUCAAAGUAAAUAACACAAAGUACCUCCCAAAUAUUACUAGUGGGUACCAAAAAGCAUCCCGUGCAUCUUUUCCUUGUUUUUAGGUUUUAGUCUCUCUCCCUUGGCAUCCGGUUAGCUGCUGAGGAGAGAGGCUGACAUGUAGUCUUUGAUGCUCUUCCAGGACACGAAAAGAACCCACCUUUGAAUAUUGUUUUUUUUUUUUUUUUUUUUUUUUUUUAAAGUACUGCUCCAGGGA